Periconia digitata is the source of this 942-nucleotide messenger RNA. The record is from the annotation of a GenBank genome assembly. Lineage: Eukaryota; Fungi; Ascomycota; Dothideomycetes; Pleosporales; Periconiaceae.
AUGAAUACCAAUACAAUGACGCUCCCUGUCACCCUUGAAGAGCGAUGGAUAUCCAACCUUUACCAGUAUCCUGUGGGUGGUGAGCCAUGGCCAUACACCCCAAAAAUAAACCGUGUCUUCAUCCGAUUUUGCUACGUCGAUCAGCAAACCAGAGACGCCGCACAAUGCCUCGUCGGGCAGGCUAUUAGCCUCUGGGCCCAAGCUCUCGGGGGAAAGUCAAGCGCAAACACUGGGCAUGCCAUUGCGUUCCAUGAAGCUAAAACCCCAACUCAGCCUGUCUUGUGCUACGAAGAUCCCGGCCGCACCGUUUGGACGAGUUAUCUGCCCGCCGAUACUUUGGCUAUCUCAAUAGAUCCUAGUGCUUCGUCAAGCUCGGCAUCUUCUGGUUAUCUAAAUUAUGAUCGCGCGGGGAGGCAUACUCUAAUCAUUUCUGGGGAUGUGAUAAGCAGAGGGGAGUCCUGGAGAAUUGCACAUGAGAUUGGGCAUGUUUUUGGCUUGGGUCACGAGCAUGUUCGAAGAGACAGAGAUCAGCACAUUGAGUACAGAUGUGAUCGAGUAUUCGGCUUCCAGAAUGCAUAUAACAAAGCUAAGAAUGAUCCGCCCAACAGUCAUCUGGCAGAUCACGAACUCAAGAAAGCACUUUGCGAAGACGAAAACUUUGGUCAUAGAUAUGGCUUUGAUGUUGGUCUGGCAUUCCAUGUCCGUCCGAAUUUCGGUGUCAACAGCUACUUUGACUGGGACUCAAUUAUGCUUUAUGGAUCGGACACAGCCGCGCAAAACGACUGUAGACACGACAUAGAUCAGUGCCCUAUGCUGAAGAAGGACAUUGAUCCCACAACAGGCAGCAUCUCGUACUCUAAAUUUGACGGUGGACAGGUACCUUCAGCGGCAGAUGUUGCGUUUGUGAGGCAAACCUAUCCAUACAUUCCUCCGUCUCCUUGA